AUGUUCCCACCCAUAAGCAGGCAAAGGCAGGCUAACUCUGGUUCGUCUAAUCGUCUCACCAAUAAUCAUCGUCGUAUCUCAUUGGGCCCAGAUGAUAAGAUGUCCGAUUUGACCGAAGAGCGUGUUGUGCAAUAUUUACGAGAUAAUCCGUCAGUGCUCGAAAAUUACGUCACUGGUCCGAACGUCUCAUCGGAAACCUUUCAAAGAUGGAUGCAGCGUCGAAACAAUUGGAAUCAUUUACGACGAGAUGCCAGGAAAAUCUUCAAUGGAGCGUGGGGAUCGGAAGAUCUUGAGACAAGACGACGAAUAAUCCUGGAUCACGGAGAUGAUCAGGUUCGUAUUCUCUAUGAACUGGCCCAAUGCUGCGCCCAAAUCGCAAAUACCGAUCUCGUCGAGUUAUUCGUACAGAACGAAGAAGGAGUUUUCCUGGUCUACAAAGAUCGCGAGUCAGCAGAUGAGCCGAAAAUCAAGUGUCGAAAGGUCAAGCGAGCACGAAAGAAUCCGAUGCAUUUACAGAAGCUAGUCGAUGUUAACGAGGGAAACAUUGGUGAAAUCCACUUCAAUGCACCGGUAUCAGAACGAGAUAGACAAAUCAUCAACGUAAUUUGCACUUGGGCUGGAGGAUCACUGCAUUAUGCCCAGGUAGCAGCACAACUGGAGCGAACGGGAAGCAGUUCAGAACUGUUCACAAGGCAACGACGUCUGAAUCAAUUUCUGCUCGAUGUAGCCAAAAGCAUUUUUCAAGAUAUUGUCUCUAUGGAUACUGUCAUUAUCAAAGUUAUGAAUUUUGCCGCCAAACUAGUUGACGCAGAUAGAGCAUCACUCUUCCUAGUAGAUAAUAAAAAUCACGAGCUAUACGCUAGAAUUUUUGACGUUGGUAAAGGAGGCGAAGAAUUUGAGAAGAUCAGCAAAGAAGGACAUAAGGAGAUCAGAUUCAGUAUGAGUCGUGGAAUAGCCGGUCAUGUAGCGUCUACAGGAGAGGGCCUAAAUAUUGAAGACGCUUAUGAAGACACCAGAUUCAAUCCUGAAGUUGAUUCUAAGACGGGUUACACAACGAAAACCAUUUUGUGCAUGCCGAUAUUUAUACGCGGCAGUGUGAUCGGUGUUGUUCAAAUGGUGAAUAAGCAUGAAGGUGUAUUCACCAAGGCUGACGAAGACAGUUUUGAGGUCUUCGCAGUUUACUGUGGAUUGGCCCUACAUCAUGCAAAAUUAUAUGAUAAAAUCCGGCGAUCAGAGCAGAAAUACCGAGUCGCCUUGGAGGUUCUGGCAUAUCACAGCGUUUGCAAUAAGGAUGAAGUGGCAAAACUCCAGAAAAUGGAAAUAAAAGAUCGAGUUGAAGAGCUAGAAACAUUCGAAUUCAAUUACCUACGGAUGUCAGAACUCGAAAAGCCGCUCUAUGCCAUUUCGAUGUUCAAAACAUUAUUUCAGGACCAGUUCCGUUACGAUCGUGAUGAUUUGAUCCGAUUCGUGCUUACGGUAAGAAAAAACUACAGAAGAGUGGCUUACCAUAACUGGGCACAUGGCUGGUCUGUAGCUCAUGCCAUGUUUGUGCUGCUUAUGCACACAUCUCGUGACAUAUUCAACACUCAUGAGGCGCUGGCCUUAUACGUCUCAUGUUUAUGUCACGACCUCGAUCAUCGUGGAAAAAAUAAUCAGUACAUGAAAACGAUGAUGACACCUUUAGCGAGCAUUUACACGACAUCAGUGAUGGAACAUCAUCAUUUCAAUCAAACUGUCACUAUACUUCAGCAGGACGGCCACAACAUAUUGAAGACCAUGACCUCUUCCGAGUAUAAACAAGCUCUUUCACUUAUCAAACACUGCAUUUUGGCUACCGAUCUCGCUCUGUUCUUCACGAAUAAAGCCGAGCUCAACAAAAUCAUUGAUGCUGGAAAUUACGAUAUUCAUCAUGAGCAUCAUCGGAGAUUGACGCAAGCUAUAUUGAUGACAGGAUGUGAUUUAAUAGCUUCCGCUAAACCAUGGUAUAUACAGACGGAAACGGUGAAAGUGAUAUUCGAGGAGUUCUACGAGCAGGGAGAUGCUGAGAGGCUGAAUGGUCGCGAGCCAAUACCGAUGAUGGACCGUAAUAAAGCGCACGAACUUCCGCAAAUGCAGGUCGGGUUCAUGCGUGGCAUAUGCCUACCUUGCUACGAUUUGGUCGCAAAAGUAAUUCCUGACGCUGCGUUCUUAAGAGACCAGUGCGAAUAUAAUGCGAAAAAAUGGGAAGAGUUGGCAGCAGAGCAAGCAGAGCUGAAUAAACGAAACACUGAAGAAACUCAAGCAGAGAACGAGAAAGAAUGA
This is a messenger RNA of Cylicocyclus nassatus, 2301 nucleotides long. The record is from the annotation of a GenBank genome assembly. NCBI's taxonomy places the organism in Eukaryota, Metazoa, Nematoda, Chromadorea, Rhabditida, Strongylidae.